AUGCCGAUGUACGGAGAUCUUGGUAAUAAGCUGGUCAUUCAUGCGAAACGGACACAGGGUCUGGCACAUCUGCCACCCUAUCAGACUGAGCUUGUUCGUGCCGUGACGCGAGAGGUACGGGAUCUUAACCGGGACGUGGAGAGCCUUCUCGAGCCCUUCCAAGGAUCCUUUGAUCCAACCCAGGACCAUGCAACAGCCUGCACGCUGCUGGUCAACCACCUGUCGAUGCGGAGGAACAAGCGCUGUCUGCUUGCCUAUCACCGCACGCGGACCGACAAGUUGGAGGAGAUGGUCUGGAAUGGGGUAGAUGUGGCGGACCUCGCCGGCCCGCAGGCGGGAGGAGGACGGGGAAACGGACCGGGAGGAGCUGCCGAUGGAGGGUCUAGCAGCGGCAGCAACCUCAGUCCGCAGGAGGAGGAUUAUGUUCGGCAGUAUAGUGACUUGCUGGCUGCAUACAAGGGCCAGUGGACGGACAUUGACCUGACCGGGAGCCUUGAGCCGCCGAGGGACUUGUUCAUUGACGUGCGGGUGCUCAAGGAUGCCGGUGAGAUCCAAACCGAGUAUGGGGCGAUCAACCUGACCAAGAACAGCCAAUUCUACGUCCGACAGGGAGAUGUUGAGCGACUGAUCCAGCAAGGCUACCUUCAGAAGCUUGGAUGA
This is a messenger RNA of Thermochaetoides thermophila DSM 1495, 660 nucleotides long. Its product is annotated as DNA replication complex GINS protein psf1-like protein. The transcript has 3 exons. Bases 1 to 660 code for a protein of 219 amino acids. Gene Ontology annotation, cellular component: GINS complex. Gene Ontology annotation, biological process: DNA strand elongation involved in mitotic DNA replication; DNA replication. NCBI's taxonomy places the organism in Eukaryota, Fungi, Ascomycota, Sordariomycetes, Sordariales, Chaetomiaceae. The record is from RefSeq and is a predicted model, not a curated record.